AAACACAGCGCGUUAGUAUUAGUAUCUGGCUGUUCAUUCAGCAGCCUGAUAGAAAUCGAUCGAAGUCAAUUGGAAAAACAGCUGAUCAACUGUCAAUCCAUUUCAAUUGAUUUCGAUUGACUUCUGUUGAACACACCUUUUGCUAAGUGGAGCCUCGAAAGUUUUGUGUGUAUGAUCAAUAACUCAAAUAUCAUAAUAAUUAAAAGAAACGAUAUAGCUGACUAUAAUGGAACCUCGAUUGUUUAAAAAUUUCUCGUAACUUUCAGCGUCAAACCAUGUUGCAAUCAUGAAAAAUUCACGUAAAUUAGAUGUGAGUACAAAUUCCAAUAGGGGCGCGUUUAGUUAACUAUUUCGUAGCAUUUACGUGAAAAUCAAUUGGAUAAAAAUUAUGUAGUUUUUCACGUAGCCACGACGUGCAGAUUAUUUUGGGUGUAUAAUUAAAAUACUCUGCGUCGCAUGCACUGUGAACGAUCCUGAAAAAUGUUCGCGCGAAAUUCAUUUCAGGUUCAUUCAAAAAUCGCUCGCUCGCGUGCACUGUGUUUCUACCCUAAGUAUGGUGAAUAGUAGGGUGUAUUUCCUAUCGGGAACUUUUGAUUUUCAGUGUUCUUGAAUCGACUGAAGAAGAACUGUCACCAUAAAUGGACAGGCACGGAAGACAGAAUCUUGAACCGGACGAAAUGAGUGCAAUAAACUUCUCGUGGUGGAAAAAACCUCCACCUAUCGUUCAAGAUACGGACGAUACUCUUCAACAGUAUAUUUUAGAGCCAGCGAUCAACGCAGAUACCGUUAAACCUAGUUUUUUCCCUCGGACAUCUGAUAUCAGAUCAUUAUACGAUGUACCGGCUGCUCCUCUUAGUACACGGAUCGUACCAGAACGAUGCCAGGAAUCAGGACGGAUAGUUGAUUUUGUCGAAAUUGCUUCCGAUAAAGCUGGAAGCAAUAGUAAAAACUCUAUGUCACUUCAACGGGAACCGGGAUUGAUGCAAGAUUCAACAAGAGGGUGUGCAUCGAAUUUUCCUUUCUGGCCAGGCGGAUUUGAUGAGCCCGAUAAAAUCCUUGAGCAAUUAAAUAUUGACAGCACCGUAUUUGAGCAGAAUUUAAAAUCAUGUCCCCCUGGAUUCCUCAAUGGAAUGGAAUUUAGCUCUGUAGAAACAAACACUUGUGGAUCGGUUAUAGACCUCUUGUCUACUAUUGACGAUAUUCGAAGUCUCUCUCUUUUAGACACAAUAGAAAGUACCAAUGAUGCGUCUAACGCGGCUAGCAUAGGUCCAACGAAGAAGCAUACUUCGUUUGAAUCUGUAGAUGAAAGUACUUUCGCUGCGGAAAAUUCUGUUGUACCGGUAUUAAAAAUAGAGACAGCGGCUACUAAUGUCAUUAAAAAAGUUGAAUGGGCGGAAUUGUUAGAUAUUUCUAAACCAGUCACUGACUUCCAUAUUAAGGUACCCGAUAUGGCUCACAAAUAUCAAUUUGAGCUUGAUAUAUUUCAAAAACAGGCUAUCAUAAAACUCGAAGAACACAAUCAUGUUUUUGUAGCUGCCCAUACUUCAGCUGGUAAAACAGUAGUAGCUGAAUAUGCAAUUGCUUUGUCAAAAAAACAUAUGACGAAAACGAUAUACACUUCACCGAUCAAAGCCUUAUCGAAUCAAAAAUACCGAGAUUUUAAAACAACAUUUGAAGACGUUGGUCUUAUCACAGGCGACAUUCAAAUUGAUCCAACCGCCUCCUGCCUUAUAAUGACAACGGAAAUUCUCCGGUCGAUGUUGUACUGCGGCAGUGAUAUCACUCGUGACUUGGAAUACGUUAUUUUCGACGAGGUUCACUAUAUAACGGAUGCCGAUCGGGGACAUGUCUGGGAAGAAGUUUUGAUUCUACUGCCAGAUCAUGUUUGCAUUGUCAUGCUUAGUGCCACCGUUCCGAAUACGUUGGAGUUUGCAAAUUGGGUAGGCAAAACUAAGAAGAAACAAGUGUAUGUCGUAAGCACUCCGAAAAGACCCGUUCCGCUCAAACAUUACAUUUAUACAGGGUUUGGAAGCAAAUCAAAAGACGACAUUUUCCUUAUCGUUGAUCAAGAAAGCAAUUUUCUGAUGGAAGGUUAUAGAAAAGCUAAAGAAGCUGUUGAAAUGAAACUAGCAAAAAAUAGUAAUAAAAAUCGUCAAGGUCCAUUAAAUCUGAAACAGGAGCAAACGUUGUGGAUGGGUUUGAUAGAACACCUUCAAAAGAACGAUAAGCUACCGGUAGUAGCAUUCACGUUGUCCCGCAACAGAUGCGAUUUAAAUGCCAACGCUCUUAUGUCUUGUGAUUUGACGACAGCCCGAGAAAAGUAUGUUAUUAUGUCUUUCUUCCAAUUAUGUUUACAAAAGCUGAAACCACCCGAUCGGACUUUGCCGCAGAUAAUCCAAGUUCAAAACUGUCUCCAGCGUGGGAUAGGCAUUCAUCACAGCGGUAUAUUACCUAUACUCAAGGAAAUAGUAGAAAUGUUGUUUGCUCGUGGUUUGGUGAAGAUAUUAUUUGCAACUGAAACUUUCGCAAUGGGCGUGAACAUGCCAGCUAAAACAGUUGUUUUUGAUUCAACCAAAAAAUAUGAUGGUCAAGCUCUACGAGUGUUGCAACCAGCUGAAUACACUCAAAUGGCCGGUCGGGCUGGUCGACGUGGAAAGGAUAAAGACGGAACUGUUAUCAUCAUCAGCAAAUUUAAUACGCCAGUUGAAAGUGAACUGAAACACAUGAUUCUAGGAAAGCCAAUGCGAUUAGAAUCUCAGUUUCGUCUCACUUACGCUAUGAUAUUGUAUCUUUUACGCGUGGAAUUAGUAACUGUAGAAAAUAUGAUGUUACAUAGCUUCCGAGAAUUCGACAAACGUCAAAAGCUACCUGAAAAUAAAUCCGAGUUAAAUAAGAUGGAAGAAAAGAUAUCGGAGUUGAAUGAUUUGAGUGAUCAUUUGAAGCCUUUGUGCCAAUUCUAUGACGCAGCUUUGGAUUAUAUUACUAAGUGGGAUGAGCUGAUGCCUCGUUUAUAUGUUUCACAACUGAAAUCCAAUGACUUCAAACCCGGGCGCGUUCUUGUGAUAACUCAUGAACAACACUAUAAUAAAGUAGCUUUGCUGUUAGCAGUUCUAUAUCAUAAUCCAAAAGAAGCUUUGUAUAAAGUUUUAGUUUUGGGCCAUAAAUCUGCUACUGAGAAUAAAUCGGACGGCUUGGAACGCGGCAAACUUUGGCACAGAAUGGUUGCCCUUUCUUCUCAACAUCGAAAAUUCAUACCUGAAGGAGUAGGAGGGCAUUCGGUUCUGCAGAUUAGCAUUUCAAGUAUAGUAGAAGUAACUAAGCAGAUCAUUAAAUGUGAUCCCAUCAAAAUUCUUCACAACUGGGACAAUCGACAAAUAGCACGCUUCAGGGAUCAACCGCCUUCCCAAUCUGUCAUUGAAGCUGUGUCAGCUCUUACUGAAGUGAACAAUGCUAUUCUGAACGAUAACAUGAAAUUCGAAUCCCAGAAAUUCCAACUGAAUCUGGAUCAGCUGAAACAACACGAAGAGUUGAAAGAUUCUCGUGAUCGUCUUGAGUACAUUCUGCCAUACACUGACAUAGCUGAUUUUCUUAACGAAUUUGCUACAGUUUUCGACAGGAAGCAGUUGGAGAAAAAGCUAGACGAUCUAAAAUAUCAAGUUUCUUACAAAAGUAUGUCUCUAUACCCGGAUUAUUGUAACAAAUUGGAGGUGUUACACAAGCUGAAAUACAUUGAUGGUAUGCAACAAGUGGCAAUGAAAGGUCGUGUUGCUUGUGAGAUGGGUCAAAAUGAACUAAUGAUAACUGAACUGGUGCUACGAAAUAUCUUAACAGAUCUACAACCAGCCGAAAUUGCGGCCCUGUUAUCUAGUUUGGUAUUCCAAGCCAAAACUGAAGUUGAACCUAAAAUCACUGAAAAUCUGAAGAAGGCCAAAAAGUUGUUCGAAGAAGUUGAGAAUGACAUUCGCUCCGUGGAACAGGUUUGCAGGGUUACGGAUAUAUUGGAAAAAGAGAAGCUCAAUUUCGGAUUGAUCGAAGUUGUGUACGAAUGGGCCCAAAAUAAGCCAUUUGCAGAGAUUAUGGACUUGACUGAUGUCAAGGAAGGAAUCAUAGUCCGAUGUAUUCAGCAACUCAAUGAAACAUUGUGCAAUGUAAAAAAUGCCGCACGGAUUAUUGGCGAUCCUGUACUACACAGCAAAAUGGAAGAAGCGUCAAACGCAAUUCGAAGGGAUAUUGUUUUUGCUGCAAGUUUAUACACUUCUAAUACGCCAAUCGAAAUAGAAAGUGAUGUUUGAUGCUUCAUGUAAUCUUUGAUGUAAUGCAUGUUUGCAUAUAACUAAGUUGCUAUAUAAAUUUGAAAAAUUGUUGUAACAACAUAUUUCUCUUUGUUUUUCCCAGUGGUUGUUUUACAAGCUUAUGUGUUUGCACGAAAAUCCGACUAUGAAGCCGAACUGGAACCGGGCAGCACUGCUGUGUGUAGUUCAAUAGUUUUUUAAGUAAUUGUUUUUUUUCUAAAUUUUAUUGGGAAAUACUCGAUGUAGGGAGUUGUAAGGAUGUUGAGUGGACGCGGGAGACAAUUUUUGGUGUCCUUAUCGUUUUGGAUUGUAAGGAAAGGUGUCUAUUGGUAAGUUUUCCUCAAUUCUAAUCUGGCCUCAAAUUAGAAACUCAGCGAAAUAAGGAAAUUUUCAUGCAUUAAAGCAAAAUUCCUUCAGGUAAGAAAAAUUGAGACACCCAAAAAAAAUGUUCAUCAGGAGCCAAAUAAAGUUGAUAGAUUUGUGAAACAGAUUGAAAUACAUAAAAAUAACACACGUUAGACAUUUGUGGUGCUAAAACAACGAAUAAAUUUCAGAAUAUAAAUGCACAGAACUUUAUUAAAAAUAUGUAGAAGUUAAAUUAAAAAAUUUAUUCAGAUAAUUAUUUUAGCUGUUUACUGAAAUAAACAGAUCUAUUUCCUCCGUGCAGUUGAACGAAUUUCCCUUUUGCUGCGUGGGUUGUUCCCUUUCAAAAAAAAGGUUGUGUAAUUACGGCGUGUUCGUAAACUGAUUUGCUUGGGUGAUGCAUCGAUUUGUUUGGUAGAUGUCAAAUCACCUUCCAAUGCUUCUGCAUACAGUUUGUUCAAUUUACGAACGCCAACAUCGAUGGAAAAAAUCACUUCGAUAGAAAAAAUCAAUUUACGAACACGCCGUUAGAAAGACUGGCCAACAGUUACAUGUUAAGGGCUGUCCCAACGGUAGAUGCAAAACACGGUUUUCGACCACGCUAAAACAUUUCGGCUGGCACCGGUGGCGUAUAUUGCUGUUUUAGCACAGUUAUCGAUUUCAAAAUUCCCAACAGUUAUACGCCUUUGUUCCAAAUUCAUGCAAAUUUGGAACAGGAUUUCAAAAUAUACGACAGACCUAUUUACGGCGUGUUCGUAAAUUGAUUUUUUCUAUCGAAGUGAUUUUUUUAUCGAUGCUGGCGUUCGUAAAUUCCAAACAAACGUAUGCAAAAGCAUAUGGAAAGUGAUUUGACAUCUACCAAACAAAUCAAUCGACUGAUGCAUCACCCAAAAAAAUCAAUUUACG
Messenger RNA from Uranotaenia lowii, 5561 nucleotides. It is a transcript of the gene tst, whose product is annotated as SKI2 subunit of superkiller complex protein. Gene Ontology annotation, molecular function: ATP binding; RNA helicase activity; RNA binding. Gene Ontology annotation, cellular component: Ski complex. The transcript has 6 exons. Gene Ontology annotation, biological process: nuclear-transcribed mRNA catabolic process, 3'-5' exonucleolytic nonsense-mediated decay. The record is from RefSeq and is a predicted model, not a curated record. NCBI's taxonomy places the organism in Eukaryota, Metazoa, Arthropoda, Insecta, Diptera, Culicidae. Bases 639 to 4292 code for a protein of 1217 amino acids.